This is a messenger RNA of Nymphalis io (European peacock), 1031 nucleotides long. RefSeq names its product three prime repair exonuclease 2-like. Bases 64 to 939 code for a protein of 291 amino acids. NCBI's taxonomy places the organism in Eukaryota, Metazoa, Arthropoda, Insecta, Lepidoptera, Nymphalidae. The transcript has a single exon. Gene Ontology annotation, cellular component: cytoplasm. Gene Ontology annotation, molecular function: 3'-5'-DNA exonuclease activity; nucleic acid binding. Gene Ontology annotation, biological process: DNA catabolic process. The record is from RefSeq and is a predicted model, not a curated record.
UUUGGGUAAGCAAAGUUUUCUGCUGUUUAUAGUAUUGUAGUCUGUAUUAGAUAAUUAUACACAAUGUCUCCGAUUGCAACAUACGUAUUCCUAGAUAUUGAAACCACCGGCUUACCGAAAGAGGAAAACAACAAAACUAAAAUAACAGAACUGAGUUUGGUAGCUGUGAAAAGGCAACAUAUUCUCGAAACGCGUGCGGGAGCCACGCCUCGUGUUCAGCAUAAGCUCACACUUUGUUUUAAUCCAGGAAGAAUGGUGGCACCAAGUUGUUCAGAAGUGACUGGCCUAUGCAACGACCUAUUGGAACAUGAGUCUACUUUUAAUAGAGAUACAUUUACGAUGAUAAAUACGUUUCUAAAAACACUUACCAAACCGGUUUGCCUUAUUGCUCAAAAUGGACAUAAUUUUGAUUUUCCUAUAUUAAAAAAUCAUUUAGUAAAGCUUGGUGUUAGUUUAUCUGAUGACCUCCUCUGCGCUGAUUGCUACCACAGUUUUUAUGAUAUAUUGGAAAAGAAAUAUGUGAAUACUACAGUUACAAAAUCAAAUCAAAAUGAUUCAAGUUCAUCAUUAGUUGAAUGUAUUGAUGAAACAGAUCUGUCAAAAGUGGACACAAGUUCUUUACAAUCAAAAAAUGAAAAAACUCCAGAACGGCCAACUACUACUAAAAAAAUAUAUAAACCAAGUCCUAUUUCCAAAGUACGCAGAAGGUUUGUAUGGACUGAUGGAGAAAAACCAAAGGAAAAAUAUAAACUUAAAGAUGUGUAUGAGAGAGUAUUGAAUCGAAAAGCUGAAGAUGCUCAUCGUGCUGAAAAUGACUGUUUAUUUGCAUUAGCAGGUUUUGUUGCUUUAUCAAGAGAUAUGGUGCCAUGGUUAGAUGAAAACCAUUGUCUUUUCUCCGAAGUCAAACCAAUGACUAUAGGUGUUCCUCUUGGUUAUUAACUACCAAAAUAAAUUGAGUAAUAAAAUGAGUACUAUAGUAAUUAUAUUAAAAGUAUUUUAUCGAGCAAUAAGUAAAUAUAUCAAGGCAUACU